This is a messenger RNA of Scatophagus argus, 3121 nucleotides long. It is a transcript of the gene dnajc10, whose product is annotated as DnaJ (Hsp40) homolog, subfamily C, member 10. The coding region runs from base 389 to 2776 and encodes 795 amino acids. NCBI's taxonomy places the organism in Eukaryota, Metazoa, Chordata, Actinopteri, Scatophagidae. The record is from RefSeq and is a predicted model, not a curated record. The transcript has 25 exons.
UCAUUGAAACGUGAUCAGUGGUUCCUGAGUUUCGUCAAGUUAAAACAACCAAAAAAGAAACAUGAAUCCUAGAUGUUCUGUUCUCGAAAUAAAAGUACAGAGCCAGCCGAGGAAAAGAAGUGUAGGGGUUUUCCUCAAUAAAAUCUUCAUAACACACUGCCUUUUAAUGUGCAGAUUAAUUUAUAUGAAUGCGAUUUGUAUCACCCGCUGUCUGGAUUGUCUAACCAUUAUUGUGAAAUGCUGUAGACGGAAGUUAAGUUAUGUUAUUGUGUGAAACUUGAUGCCGGUGUGAGCCGGACACUGAUGCGGAUCUUCGGCUUCAGACUUCAGAGAGAAGUUGAGACGUGCUGACGCUACUGAUCAUUGAGAUUGAACUGGAAGGAUUGUGAUGGAGUACCGGGUUCUCCUUGGGGUUCAUCAGCCCCGUCCCAUCCAGCUUAUGCUACCUCUGAUGCUUCUUGUCAUCCUGCCGGCAGUAGUUUGGGCAGAGAACCAAGACUACUACAAUCUGCUGGGAGUCAGCAGAGAGGCCACAACCAGAGAGAUACGAAGGGCCUUCAAGAAGCUGGCGCUCACCAUGCACCCAGACAAAAACACUGGUGACCCCUCAGCACACGAGAAGUUUCUGAAGGUGAAUAGAGCCUACGAGGUUCUGAAAGAUGAAGAACUUAGGAAGAAAUAUGAUAAAUAUGGAGAAAAGGGUUUGAAUGAGGAGCAGCAGGGUGGACGCUAUGAGAGCUGGAACUACUACAGAUAUGACUUUGGUAUCUACGAUGAUGAUUUGGAGAUUAUCACGUUGGACAGUGGGGACUUUGAAGCAGCGGUGAACUCUGGAGAAGUCUGGUUCAUCAACUUCUACUUCCCACGAUGUUCACAUUGUCACCAGCUGGCUCCGACUUGGAGGGAUUUUGCAAAGGAGAUGAAUGGAGUCAUCAGGAUUGGAGCAGUGAACUGUGGAGACAACAACCGUCUUUGCAAGAGAAAAGGCAUCAACAGCUACCCGAGUCUGUUUAUAUACAGAACAGGACAGAAACCAGAAAAGUUUAAUGGGGAGCGUUCAAAAGACAACCUGGUCCGCUUCUCCAUGCAGUUCAUCACAACCACUGUCACUCAGCUAUGGCAAGGUAACGUAUUCAAGGAGAUUGAGAGUGCAUUCGCGUUGGGGCUCGCCUGGCUGAUCACCUUCUGCUUUGACACUGGAGAUUGCCUGGAGCCAAGAACAAGACAGAAAGUGGCUGGAAUGUUGGAUGGCCUAGUUAAGGUGGGAUGGAUGGACUGCACCUCAGAGGAGCAACUCUGUAAUAGUUUCCAGGUGACCAGUGGAGUGACUGCUUUAUUCCCAUCUGAAAGUUCUCUGGAUCAACCAGGCAGUGUACUGUGGCUGAAUACGCUGGACAGUAAAGAGAUUUACAGUCAGGUCAUCAAUCAUCUCCCUGAUCUGCAACUUCUGAGCAGUGAGAACUUCCAGAGGAAGCUAGCCCAUCAUCGCUGGCUGGUGAGUUUUACGUUUGGAGAAAGAAGCCCCACCUCCAAUGAGUAUAAGAAGCUACCAGCUUUCCUCAAAAAUGACCACAUACAGGUUAGCAGAGUGGACUGUAUUGCAGACUCAGAGCUGUGUCAGUCUCUCUACAUCCAUAAACCCUGUGUCGCCGUCUUUAAAGGACUGGGAAUCCGUGACUUUGAGAUCCAUCAUGGUAAAGAUGUGUUGUACAACAUCGUGAGUUUUGCAAGGGACAGUGUCCGUGCUCAUGUGACGACUCUGACACCAGAAAACUUUCCUUCAGACAGAAAAGACGCCUGGCUGGUUGACUUCUUUGCUCCGUGGUGUCCUCCAUGCCAAGCCUUACUGCCUGAACUGAGAAAAGCUUCAAUUCAGCUGGCUGGCCAGAUGAAGUUCGGUACUUUGGACUGUACCAUACAUCACAACCUGUGCUCUAUGUAUAAUAUUCAGGCUUAUCCCACCACAAUUAUCUUUAACGGGUCGUCUGUUUAUGAAUAUGAAGGACAACAUUCAGCUGACGGUAUCCUCGAGUUCAUACAGGAUCUGAUCGAUCCAUCUGUAGUGGUCAUGGAUCCUUCCAGCUUCACACAGAGAGUGAAAGGUAGAGCUGAAGGACAGAUUUGGGCUGUGGAUUUCUAUGCUCCAUGGUGUGGUCCCUGUCAGGCUCUGAUGCCAGAGUGGAGACGCAUGGCCAGGCUGCUUUCAGGUCAGAUCUUGGUUGGUUCAGUUGACUGUCAGCAGUUUCAGUCAUUCUGUCAGAGUCAGAAUGUAAGGGCAUACCCUGAAAUCCGUCUCUACUCCAGCAGCACCCGGCAGCCAGAUCGCUACAUGAGUUAUAAUGGUUGGCACAGAGAUGCUCAUUCACUGAGAGCAUGGGCACUCAGCUCUUUACCCAGAGCAUCGGUGGACCUGACUCCAGAGUCCUUUAGGUCUCAGGUUCUGUCAGGUCAGGAUCACUGGGUUCUGGAUUUUUAUGCUCCUUGGUGUGGACCCUGUCAACAUUUUGCCCCAGAGUUUGAGGUCCUAGCUCGGAUUCUUAAAGGGGAGGUUCGGGCAGGGAAGGUGGACUGUCAGGCACAUCAUCAGACCUGUCAAUCAGCUGGAAUCACCGCAUACCCAACCGUCAGAUUCUACCCAUACCUGGGUGCAAAGAGGCUUGAACAAAAUGGAGAACACAUUAGUAGUCGGGAUGCUAACAUGAUUGCUGACAUCAUCAGACAGCAACUGCAACGCCUGUCACCGCGCUUACAUGCAAAACCAAAGGAUGAACUCUGAUGAUCUUGGGGUAAUGACCUGCAGUCUGAUUGAUCAGGGAGAGACCAACCAUUUUGGAUUUGAUCAACCAGUAAAUACUCUGUGAUAAGAUCACAGCUGUAACACACACAGGCAGACAGACAGAGGCUGGGUGUCACCUUCUGUGUUGAAUGUACUGAAUUCUUCUACCUUUUUUAUUUUUUCUCCAUUAUUUGUAUUUACUCUAUGAAGUAAAACUGUUUGACAUUGUAUACUGGACAUAUUACUGAAACACACACGCACACAGAGCCAGAUGUUGACAUGGUGUUGUAUUUUAUUGUGUAGACACUGCUGAAUGUUCAGAAUAAAGAGUUUUUUCUGUUAAAA